AUGCUGAUUAAAGUAGUUUGUAAUAAUCGUCUGGGAAAGAAAGUCAGAGUAAAGUACAAUCCAGAUGAUACUAUUAAAGAUCUAAAGAAACGGAUAACUGCACAGAUCAGAACCCAAUGGGAUAAGAUAGUUUUAAAGAAAUGGUACACAAUUUUUAAAGCCCACGUGAUGUUGGGUGACUAUGAGAUAGAUGACAGAAUGAAUUUAGAAUUGUAUUAUCAGUAG
Protopterus annectens (West African lungfish) is the source of this 225-nucleotide messenger RNA. Its product is annotated as ubiquitin-like protein 5. Gene Ontology annotation, cellular component: cytoplasm; nucleus. The coding region runs from base 1 to 225 and encodes 74 amino acids. The transcript has a single exon. Gene Ontology annotation, biological process: mRNA splicing, via spliceosome; protein modification process. The record is from RefSeq and is a predicted model, not a curated record. Gene Ontology annotation, molecular function: protein tag activity. Lineage: Eukaryota; Metazoa; Chordata; Ceratodontiformes; Protopteridae.